This is a messenger RNA of Ricinus communis (castor bean), 2679 nucleotides long. Its product is annotated as ribosome biogenesis protein BOP1 homolog. Gene Ontology annotation, biological process: ribosome biogenesis; maturation of LSU-rRNA from tricistronic rRNA transcript (SSU-rRNA, 5.8S rRNA, LSU-rRNA). The transcript is spliced from 18 exons. The record is from RefSeq and is a predicted model, not a curated record. Gene Ontology annotation, molecular function: protein binding; ribonucleoprotein complex binding. NCBI's taxonomy places the organism in Eukaryota, Viridiplantae, Streptophyta, Magnoliopsida, Malpighiales, Euphorbiaceae. The coding region runs from base 186 to 2378 and encodes 730 amino acids. Gene Ontology annotation, cellular component: PeBoW complex; preribosome, large subunit precursor.
ACGCAGCCCACCUUCUAUUUCUACCCUCACCAUCUUCUUCUCCCCUAAACCCUGAAACGCUAAUUCCCCAAUUGGCCUUGUUCUCGCAGCCUAUUCUGUCUCCUUUUCCUACAGCGAGAAACACUGAAGGAGUUCCGGAAAGAUCAAACUUUUCACAGAAACGGAAACUGAACGAGUCUCUUUAGAUGGGUUCACUGAAGAGUAAGAACAAGAAUGAUAAAAAUAAACAAGAGAGUAUAAAAAACCAAUCCAAGAAAGAGAAGGUUAACAGCAGAGAACCAGAAGGCCAUAAAAAAGAAGAAGAACAAAUGCAUACCCAUUUGGAUUCUGAGUCUGAUUCCGACUACCAGGAAUUUUCUGAUUCUGAGGAUGAGUAUCAUGGAUCAUCUGGAGCUUCAGAGACCGGAGAAAGCAAUUCCUCUGGAGAUGAGGGUUCUGUUGACACAGACAAUAAUGAUGACAUAGAAAAUGAAGAUCAAAGUGAAGGCUUGGAAUCUGAUCAAGCGGCUGAAGAAAGCGAUUCUUCUGAAGAUGAGGUGGCACCGCGAAAUACAAUUGGUGAUGUUCCACUGAAGUGGUAUGAGGAUGAAAAACAUAUUGGUUAUGACAUUGCUGGGAAGAAGAUAACAAAGAAAGAGAGGCAAGAUAAACUUGAGUCAUUUCUGGCAAGUGCUGAUGACUCAGAAAACUGGCGAAAGAUUUAUGAUGAGUACAAUGAUGAGGUGGUAGAGCUAACAAAAGAAGAAAUGAAAGUUAUUCGUAGAUUGGUGAAAGGAAAGGCUCCACAUUUUGAUUUUGAUCCAUAUCCGACUUAUAGCGAUUGGUUUAAAUGGGACUCUAAGCAUCCACUGUCAAAUGCUCCAGAACCAAAGCGACGGUUUACUCCCUCAAAAUGGGAAGCUAAAAAGGUUGUCAAGUAUGUUAGGGCAAUUCGCAAAGGCUUAAUAAAGUUUGACAAACCUAAAGAAGAACCGCGUUUCCACCUGUUGUGGGGGGAUGAUUCUGGCUCAGCAGAAAAGACUGGCCAUUUAUCCUACAUUCCUGCACCAAAGCCAAAAUUGCCAGGCCACGAGGAGUCAUAUAAUCCUUCUCUGGAAUUCAUACCAACACAAGAAGAGAUCAACUCUUACCAGCUGAUGGAUGAGGAAGACCGACCUAAAUUUAUACCUAAACGGUUUACAUCUCUAAGAAGCAUCCCUGCAUACGAGAAUGCUAUGAAUGAAGCUUUUGAGCGUUGUUUGGAUCUAUACUUGUGUCCUAGAGUGCGUAAGAAACGGAUCAAUAUUGAUCCUGAAUCUUUGAAACCUAAGCUACCAAGUAGAAAAGAUCUUAGGCCUUACCCAGCAACUUGCUAUAUUGAGUAUAGAGGUCAUACAGGUGCAGUUAUGUCAAUCUCUACUGAAGCUUCAGGAGCAUGGAUUGCAUCAGGUUCAAAUGAUGGAACUGUGCGUAUUUGGGAGGUUGAGACUGGUAGAUGUCUUAGAAUCUGGGAGCUUGGCGAGGCUGUCCAAUGUGUAGCAUGGAAUCCUUUGCAUGAACUUCCUAUCUUGGCAAUUGCUGUGGGACAAGAUGUAAUUGUUCUGAAUACAGGAUUGGGGAAUGCAGGAGUGCAGAAACAAGUGAAGGAACUUCUUCAUGUUAGUACACCUACAGCUCCUGAUGAUCCUGGUAAUGGAAUCUCUGGUUUGAGCUGGCAUCAAGAUGAAAAACAUGAAGGAAUAAGGAUAAGGCAUUUUAAGACUGUGUCCUCAGUCGAAUGGCAUCGUAAGGGAGACUAUUUCUGCACUUUGAUGCCAGCUGGCGAGUCGAGAGCUGUUCUUAUACACCAACUCUCUAAGAAGCUCACACAAAGACUUCCCUUUAAGCUGCAUGGACUUCCGGUAUCAUCAGUUUUUCAUCCUACUCGUUCAGUAAUCUUUGUUGCAACGAAAAAGAAUGUUCGAGCUUUUGAUUUACUAAAGCACAAACUGAUUAAGAAGCUUGAGACUGGUCUCCGCGAAGUUUCCUCCAUUGCAGUUCAUCCUGCUGGUGAUAACAUAAUUGUGGGAAGCAGGGAGGGCAAAUUAUGUUGGUUUGAUAUGGACCUUUCAUCUAAGCCUUACAAAGUUCUCAAGUGCCAUCCGAAAGAUAUUACAAAUGUAGCGUUCCAUCGUUCAUACCCGCUCUUUGCAUCAAGCUCUGAGGAUUGCACUGCAUAUGUUUUUCAUGGCAUGGUUUAUUCUGAUCUUAAUCAGAAUCCUCUUAUUGUUCCUCUGGAAAUUCUUCGUGGACAUUCUAGCUCCAAUGGUAGAGGAACAUUGGAUUGUAAAUUCCAUCCACGGCAACCAUGGUUGUUCACAGCUGGUGCUGAUUCAUUGAUCAAACUUUAUUGUCACUAGGAUAAACAUAAAAAAAGGAAUGUAUUAUAUCACGGGGUCGAAACAAUUGCAAUUAUUUCACUGGUUGAAAUGAUUGGAGAGUUGUGUAGCAUUGAAGGAUUCUGGAGACACCGGAUACGUGAUUGUAAGGUAGAAAACACUGUUUCAAGCAUUAUAGAUACUCCAUAUCCUGAGAUUGAAGUUCUGGCAUUGAUGUCUUUUUAGCUUUAUGUUAACCAGACAGGCCUCAAUAGUUUUUGACAACACGAGAAAACUGCUUCUCCAUUUUAUUUAUCAAUUUAAGAUCACAUGUUUUCCCUUU